UCUAAGUAUUCCUUUCAGAAGUAAUAAUUGUAAAUGUAUUACGAGACUACCUCGAAAUUCUUUAUUUCACCUUAAGAUUAUCUGUCAAAGUAAAUGUAUUUUCUCUAAUAUCGUGAACAUCGGCGUGUUUUAGUAGAAUAGCAACGUGUAUCCGUGUUCAUUAGCGGUUGAUAAUGUCGCUGGAGGGUGUAGAGUGUGUGCGAGUGAAGGCGGAGCCCCCGUGGGAAUACACAGAGCACGAGCAGCCCGAGGCACAGGCGGCGCGCACAUGUACAGUGAAGGCAGAGCCCCAAUGCCCCCAAUCGGAGAGCGCGGUCGCUUGUGGCGUGAACGAUGCCAGCCUGCACCUCAAACAUGAGGUGAAAGAGGAAAUUGAGAUUGAGGUUGGGCCCGAGGAGUUCCAUCAAUCCAAUGUGUGUAUUUUUCCUCCGUGGGAGACCGCAGGCCUAUAUACGGAGCAUGAGCAGACCGGUAUGGUGAUAGGUGAGGUUAAGACAGAACCUGAGGAUGGUAUUUGUGACAGCAAAGCGAUGCAUGCUAGCCAGAGCAGCGAGGUUCAUGAGAGUGCACAGACCGAGAAUGUAGACUAUAUGGUGAAGGUUGAGGACUGUGGUGUGAGCGCGGCCGCUGCGCAGGCCGGCCUGUACCUCAAGCAUGAUGUGAAAGAUGAAAUUAUUGUCAGCCCGGAGGAGUGCCAUCAGCCCAAAAAGCUUUUAGUGUCUCCAGGGCGAAUUCAACAUGAAGACCGAAGGACGAAACCAGACUCGAAAUCUUUAAGGAUUAGCAAAAAACGAACUAAGGGCAGAAUGUAUAAAGAAAAGAAAACAUACCAAUGUGAGCAAUGUAGUUACUCUAAUGCCAAUAAGAAUCAUAUGAAAACUCAUCAUAUUGUGAUACAUACUAAAGAGAAACCAUUCAAAUGUGACCACUGUAGUUUCGCUUGUGCCCGAAAGGUUGGUAUAAAAUCUCAUAUGAUGACACAUACUGGUGAAAAACCAUUCAAAUGUGACCACUGUAAUUACGCUAGUGCCAAAAAAGGUCAAGUACAACGUCAUAUGACGAUACAUACUGGUGAAAAACCUUUCAAGUGUAAGCACUGUAGUUUUGCUACUACCAGUAAGAGUAAUUUAAACCGUCAUAUAACGAUCCAUACUGAUGAAAAACCUUACAAAUGUGACUACUGUGGUUACGCUUUUGCAAAUAAGAUUUAUUUAAAACAACAUAUAUUUACACAUGGGGACAAACUUUACAACUGUGAGCAAUGUAGUUUUGCUGCUACCAGUCAGCGUAAUUUGAACCGUCAUAGAAUGCUACAUACUAGACAAAAACCUUACAAGUGUGAGCAAUGUAGUUACGCUACUUCCAAUAAGAGUAGUUUGAACCGUCAUAAAAAAAUACAUACUGGUGACGUACUUUACAAAUGUAACUACUGUAGUUACACUUGUGCACAUAAAGGUAAUUUAACAAAACAUUUAAUUGUACAUUCUGCUGAAAAACCUUUCAAGUGUGAGCACUGUAGUUUUGCUACUACCAAUAACAGUUCUUUGAAACGUCAUAUAUUAAUACAUACUCGUGACAAACCGUACAAAUGUCACUUAUGUAGUUACGCUUGUGCAAGUAAGCGUUGUUUAAAACGACAUAUGUUUAAACAUGAGGAAAAACCUUACGUGUGUGAGCAGUGUAGUUUUGUUAGUACCGAUAAGAGUUGUUUGGACCGUCAUAUAAUGAUACAUACUGGUGACAAACCAUACAAAUGUGAUCGCUGUAGUUACGCUUGUGCACUUAAAAAUAAUUUAAAUAAACAUAAGCGAGUACAUUCUGGCGAGAAACCUUACAAGUGUGAGCACUGUAAUUUUGCUAGUAACAGAAAGAGUAAUUUGACCCGUCAUAUAACUAUACAUACUAGUGACAAACCGUACUAAUGGUAACAAAGUGAGUGAAACAUUUAUAACUAAAGAACUGAAGGAAUCAGAUCUACCGCAAUUCAAAUCAAACUAUUUAGGCGGUGUUUAGAAUAACUCCGAACACUUUGCCAUUUGAUAAUGAAGUAUGUAUUAUAUUAUAGUAAUGUUAAUAUAGAUUUGUGUUGUAAAUAUAGUUGUAAGGUUACUUGAUUUGUAUGUCAGUUGACAUUGAACAUGAAGGUAGGUCUAAAGAAUAAAAUCUUUAUGUUUUUUAUAAAUAAAUAUUGUUAUUAUAAGCAAUACACAAACAAGCAGAAAAAUAUAUAAAAUUUUGGCACAUUUGGAAACUGUAUGUUUUUAGUUUUUAAGAUAUAUUGUAUCAUAUGUAUGUUAGUUUUAAGAUAUUUAUCUAUGGGUCAAUAGUUGCCUGAAAAUAAACAUUUAUCAUUUCAUUUCUAAUAACAACAUAUGUACAGAUGUAGUGCAUAAUUGUAUUCCAUCGUAUUUUCUCGGAAACGUUCGUAUUUGUCAUGCUACUUCAGUCAACCUCAGUACUUUUUGUACUGAGACUGACUGAAAUAGCAAGAGACGUUCGUAAGUUUCCGUCAAAAUACGAUGGAAAAUAAAUUAGCGAUAGACCCGUUUGUAAAUGUGAUUUAAUAUGUGUUCAAAACGUGAAAGUUUUAAAUGUUAUAAAAUUAUUAUGCACUACAUCUGUACAAGAUUGCCUGCCAUUUGUAUUAUGGUCUGAAAUAAAAUAUAUUGAUUGAUUACUCAAAACCUUGUGACUGCUAUUUCAUAACGCCUAUUUUUUUGUCAGGGUAUAGUUUUUUGUGUAUAUUUCCAUAUGUAAAACAUGUU
This is a messenger RNA of Cydia strobilella, 2765 nucleotides long. Its product is annotated as zinc finger protein ZFP2-like. NCBI's taxonomy places the organism in Eukaryota, Metazoa, Arthropoda, Insecta, Lepidoptera, Tortricidae. Gene Ontology annotation, cellular component: PcG protein complex; transcription regulator complex; chromatin. The record is from RefSeq and is a predicted model, not a curated record. The transcript has 2 exons. The coding region runs from base 174 to 1922 and encodes 582 amino acids. Gene Ontology annotation, molecular function: RNA polymerase II cis-regulatory region sequence-specific DNA binding; DNA-binding transcription factor activity, RNA polymerase II-specific. Gene Ontology annotation, biological process: regulation of transcription by RNA polymerase II.